This is a messenger RNA of Paraglomus brasilianum, 538 nucleotides long. Lineage: Eukaryota; Fungi; Glomeromycota; Glomeromycetes; Paraglomerales; Paraglomeraceae. The record is from the annotation of a GenBank genome assembly.
GCUCGGAUAUGGAGAAGCUAGUGUAUUUUAUGGAAAGCUAUGGUCCAGAGCAACAUCGACGUUGAAGACGGAAUUGACUCGUCUAGGAGAUAUAGUAAAGUCGAAACUGAAAGAAAACCCUGCGGUGUUUAUAUAUUAUAAUCGGGAUGAUAUAAGCAGCACGGCUGAUAGUAUGACUGAUAACAUUAUAGAUGCGAACGGCAUAAUCACUGAUGAGAGUUUUCGUACCAAUCUUGAAUUUUCUAAGAAUGCCAAUGUUAAUUUUCACAUCGACGGUGAGAACUUCAUUGAUCAUACGAACUCCAUUGAUUAUCCGACUCCCGCUAAUUGUGAAAACUCUGGGUACAUUAAUACGCACGUAAAUCCAAACAUUGCGGUUGUUGACACAUGUAACUUUCAUAAUGACGACACUCUUACUUAUAAACAUGGUACUGUUGCUGAAAAUGUUGACACUGCUCAUUUUGCAGACGGUGCUAGUGGAAAUUUUGCCUAUGAUAAUGCUUUCACCCUAUAUAGUGGUGGUGGUGAUGGGUGGUAG